Molecule: messenger RNA, 1194 nt
Organism: Vicia villosa (hairy vetch)
Lineage: Eukaryota; Viridiplantae; Streptophyta; Magnoliopsida; Fabales; Fabaceae
Exons: 1
Coding region: 1-1194 (397 amino acids)
Source: RefSeq, a predicted model, not a curated record
AUGAAUCCUAAGAAAUGCAAGGUUUUCUUUGGGGGUUUGGAUGAUAAUUCAAAAUCUGCAAUUUUGCUUAACACAGGGUUUACUAAAGGGCAUUUUCCCAUAAGGUAUCUGGGCAUUCCUUUAGCCACCAAGAGACUUAACAUCCAUCAUUAUUUGCCUCUCAUAGAUAAGAUUGUGUGUCGAAUCCGGCACUGGACUGCUUAUCUCCUCAGCACUGCAGGUCGUAUUCAAUUGGUGAAGAGCAUUGUUGUUGCUAUCACUCAAUAUUGGAUGCAUUGUCUUCCUCUUCCUAAAGCUGUGCUCAAGAAAAUUGAUUCGAUUUGCAGGAGCUUCAUCUGGACAGGUAAAGCUACUAUUGGAAAGAAGAGUCCUGUUGCUUGGAAACAGGUUUGUCAACCAAUGAGAGCAGGUGGUAUGGACAUCCUUAAUCUCCAUAUCUGGAACAGAGUGGCUUUACUGAAAAACCUGUGGACUAUUUGUAUGAAGGGUGACAACCUUUGGGUCAAAUGGGUUCACACUUUUUUCCUGAAGGGCAAGGAACCCUUGGCUGAUAUGCAGACUUGGAAUUGUUCAUGGAUACUGAAGCAUAUCUUUGAAUGCAAACUGGAAAUCCCUAACAUUCUAUUACUUUGGAACCAGAUGAAAGCCCAAGGUGUGUUUCAUAUGACAAAAGUCUAUAGUUCCCUUGUAGGUGUGUCUGUGAGUGUUGAUUGGUAUCAUGUGAUGUGCCAUAACAUCACGCGACCUCGAGCAAAAGUUGUGCUAUGGAUGGCUUUUCAGAAUAGAUUGGCGACGAAGCAACGGUUGUUCAGACUCGGGCUUGUGCAGCAUCAAUUGUGUGAGCUAUGUGGAAAAGAGGAAGAAAGCCUUGAUCACCUGUUAUUUGCCUGCCCCCAUACUGCAGGAAUAUGGAAUGCUAUCUUGUGCUGGAUGGGAAUUAGCGAUUUCAAGAAUUUGAAUUUCGAUUGGAUCAAGCAAAAAACCAAAGGUAAAGGUCCUAGAAUGAGUCUGCUUAAAGUUGUGGUUGCAGAGGUGAUCUAUGGCAUUUGGAUGUUUAGAAAUAGAAGAAUUUUUGACAGCUUGGGUCAGCAUAGUGACAUUGAUUGUAUAGUUAGAAGUAUACAAAAUAUAAUUGUAUAUAGAGGAUGGGUGAAACCCAUCUAUAGAAAGGUUUUAGUUGACAUGCUUAUGUAA